Mucor mucedo is the source of this 222-nucleotide messenger RNA. RefSeq lists its product as uncharacterized. The annotation marks the transcript as partial. The record is from RefSeq and is a predicted model, not a curated record. NCBI's taxonomy places the organism in Eukaryota, Fungi, Mucoromycota, Mucoromycetes, Mucorales, Mucoraceae. The transcript has a single exon.
ACCUUAAAGAACAGAAUUAGUGCUCUCACAAUUCGUCGAUUUGUGCACUUUGUAAUCAAAAACAGGUUUUAUGAGUCAGAGCUCAUUAAACCUGUAGUAACUUUUGUCAUAAACUUAAAAGACAUCACUUUCGAAGAAAGGAAGAAUUUCUCAAUAAAGUUUAUUCGAUACUUUAUGCCUAUGAAAAGAAAUUGUUCCACUGAUAGCAUACAACACAUUUGA